Messenger RNA from Ipomoea triloba (trilobed morning glory), 1221 nucleotides. RefSeq lists its product as uncharacterized. The transcript has 3 exons. The record is from RefSeq and is a predicted model, not a curated record. Lineage: Eukaryota; Viridiplantae; Streptophyta; Magnoliopsida; Solanales; Convolvulaceae. Bases 1 to 1221 code for a protein of 406 amino acids.
AUGGCUCAAAUUGAACACAAACUUACUCUUGUUCGCAACGCAUCACUGCCCACUGCUGGAUCAAGUGAAUCCCAAGCUAGUCAUGAGGAACUUCUCGAACAAGUGGUGUGGGCUGAAGAUGCAGCAAGACGAGCCACAAAUGAGGCAGUAGAAGCUCGAGCAAAAGCUGCUGGGGCAAGAGCUGAAGUUGCAGAACUAAGAGCUGAACUUCAAGCCUUCCAGAACUCCAAUGAACUUCGACAGGACGUGAUCAAAGCCCUACUCGAUGACCUGUCGAACCAAGUACCUGCUCAGCUUCAAUCGCUUUUUGAAGCAAUUCAAGUAGCUGAAGAACGACAACAAACUGACCAAUUUGCAAAGUGGAUUGCUGAUAUUGGUGACGGAGUAAGUUCGGAAUGCACUAAUGAAGAAGAUGAUCUUAUUAUUCCUAACCACAUAUUGUUGCAGUAUAUUGAUAAUCCUAUUGCUGCAAUGGUUGAAAGCACAUUUCUUAAUUAUGAAACUGCAUGCACUGACUCUCAAUUCCUACAUAGCCGUGCAAUUUUGGCUCCAACUUUGGAUGUGGUAGAUGGCAUCAACGAUUAUAUGAAUGAAAUGAACAAUGGAGACUCCAAAACAUAUCUCAGUUGUGAUACAGUGUGUAAAGCAUAUGAUUCAGCAGAUACGCUAGGAGAUUUGCAUACACCUGAGUUCCUCAAUGGCUUACGGUGUUCUGGAAUACCGAACCAUUUUUUGACUAUUAAAGUUGGAUCACCUGUCAUGCUUUUGAGAAAUAUUGAUCACUCAUUAGGACUCUGCAACGGUACUAGGUUAAUUGUUACAAGGUUGGUUGAUCACGUUUUGGAGGCUAAAAUCAUGUCUGGAACGCAUGAAGAAACAAAAGUUCUUAUUCCUAGGAUGUCGUUAACACCUUCUGACACAAGAUUGCCAUUCAAGUUCCAAAGAAAACAGUUUCCAUUGAUGUUAUUAUAUGCCAUGACAAUCAAUAAAAGUCAAGUUUCGCAGACUAGUUUCGCGGAAACCAGUCAAGACCGGCUUCACCGAAACCAGUCUACGGAACUGGUUUCCGCGAAACCAGUCCAAUACUUUCCGGUGAGGCGAAUUAAAGAAGCAGAAAAGAAGGAAGAAGCGGAUGAAAGAGGGUACACCAUGAGGAAGAGAAAGUCUCCCCAGAAAAAGAGGAAGUCAUUUUCCGGAAAAAAAUGCUUUGUUUUCUUUUGA